GCUAUCUAUACUUGCACAGAUUACAGAGAACACAACCUCUGUGAUCUGUGCUAUACUUGUCUUUAUCUAUGAUAAAGACAAGUCGAAGUCUUUAUGAUGUUGACACAUUUUUUUGUAUUAUGAUUGUACGUUUUUUUUGUUAAAAAAGGCAUGUUAGCAAGUGAAUAAAAUGUGGUACGCGGCUUUGUUUCGAUUUUUAAGGCGCCGGAUUAUCCUGGGGCUUAUUUUAACACUCUCAUUGUGUUAUUGCAUUUUCAGCUAUAUAGGAAAAUCAGAUUUUUUGGACAACGAUGACGAGGUGCCCGUUAGAAGAACCCAACCAUUCAUUUGGAGAACUUUACAAGAACAUAACUCGACUAAUGAUGUGGCAGCUACUUGCAGGAACUCUGUACAGGGAAGAGUCCUGAUGGUGGACGACCGAGGAUUUCUAUGCACUCGAAGUGAGCUUCUAAGUAGUGGCUGCUGUAACAGUGAACUCCAAACUGUUAUACAGUAUACUUGUGAAACAUGCAACCCAAAGCAAUGCUGUGGUAUUUACGAGUACUGCGUAUCUUGCUGUUUACAUCCAGAUAAGAAAGAGUUAUUAGAGGCUAUUCUGAAAAAAGCGACAGAGCAGAACAACAUUUUGCUUGCCUCAGCAUCAGAUCAUUUCGAAUUGUGCUUAGCUAAGUGCCGAACCAAUUCGCAAAGUGUGGUGCAUGAGAAUUCGUACAGAGAUCCCUCAGCGAAGCACUGUUUUGGAGAAACAGUUCCAAUUCCAAAUUACGUAGAAACGUAGGAGGCCGCUAAUCCACAGGUGUGUGCUAAUUAUCCACUGUUUAUUGGACUAUUGGUAAUAUUUGGGUUUUUUUUACUCGUUUUAUAAUGGGCUUGAUCGAUAACAAUCCAAAGGAAUUUAAUUCCAUUUACUUUAGUUUUUAUUUUGUAUUCUAUAUUUACAGUAUCUAGGGAAUAUUGUGGAAAAUACCCAUGAACAAGUUCAUGGUGUUAUUUUGUUCGGUUUAGUAGGUAUAUAUUUUGACCUGUAAAAAUCAAAAUUUACUUUCAAUAGUACUCAUUUUAGGAAGAUACCAAGUUAGUAAAAUGAUUGUCAAUAUUUCAAAUAGUAACCGAACUUUAGCCACUUUUCUUAUAGUAGUAACGAGUUUACGCUUAGUAUACAAACUGCGUUUAGGAACAACCUACUUUCUGCGUACCUUUUCAUUGGGACUUCCCAUACCUUGAUGUAUCUCAGGAAUAUGUAUAGUAAUUAUCUUUAUAAAAUGUGCUUUACUUGAACAAGUAGUUUUCGGGUGCUGUUUUUACUCUUCAUCGUGAGGAAUGUUUCAACUAUUACAGCCGUUGAGUUACCUGUACAAUGUUUUGCUUGAAAUGACAAUUCGGAGUUUUUGUGUGUAUGUCGUCGAUGUUAUUUAGUAAUAAUUAAUUAAAAUGCCCGUUGAUUAAAUGCGAGUUUUCAAGCAUUCCAUAUAACUGUGCGCCAAACUUAUAUUUCACUUAAAAGAUAAAUUUCCCACUCAUGGAAGUUUGAAUAAACCAAAUGAUUCUGCCCAGAGUGAAUGUCACAUUUAUGGUGGAUAUAGUUUUAAUAAUUUUUAUAUUUUUUUGAUACAUAAUUUGUCUGCUAUUUAAUCGCAUUUUACUAUUUUUGCGCCUUAGAAUGGAAACACCCUCAGACAUAUAUUUACCCUACUGACUUAAGUUGUGGGCUCAAAUCAAAUGUGCCAUAUUGGCGUUGGAUUGUUAUGUAAAUCAGUUUAUAUUCCACAUAUGUUUUAGACAAUACAUUUUUAUUAGUUGUGAUUCUACCUACUAAUGAAAUUAUCAUGAAUAAUAAACAUGGAAUAUAAUAUUGAGGAAAAA
Dendroctonus ponderosae (mountain pine beetle) is the source of this 1863-nucleotide messenger RNA. Its product is annotated as SREBP regulating gene protein. Gene Ontology annotation, biological process: positive regulation of SREBP signaling pathway. Lineage: Eukaryota; Metazoa; Arthropoda; Insecta; Coleoptera; Curculionidae. The transcript is spliced from 4 exons. The record is from RefSeq and is a predicted model, not a curated record. Bases 170 to 778 code for a protein of 202 amino acids.